AUGCACGGAAUCCGGCAGCGCGUCUCCGUCACCGACAAUAGUUUAUUAGCUACCUCUUCAAAUAACUUUACACACCUCAGCGCUCAGCAUCCGAGUCUAAUGGAGAAGCGUGUAGGGCAAACACCGACAAAUUUGACAACGGCUCAACUUACUGGUCCAAGAAUCGCGUUUCUACUUCUAGCGUGUAUAGCUUGGAUACCUCUAAUUUUUGGAACAAGCCUCUUCCAUGUGAGCGGCCUCUUCAAAGGAGGAGGCGCCUUUCCAUUGUCAAAUCCGUUCUCGGAUCUGGCUAAUCACUGCGAGUCUUCCCAACCCAUAACCGCUGCAGAGUUCCACGAACGCCAACGCAGGCUAGCUAGCACUUUGCACCACUUGAACGCCUCUGCAUUCAUUGCUGAACCCGGCGCCAGUGCACACUACUUUGGAAAUAUUUCAACAACUGCUUGGAAACUAUCUGAACGGCCGCUGUUGCUUGUCAUCACACCAGUUCUUGUCAAUGAUAACCAAAUAGAGGCCAAGGUAGCGAUUUUGACCCCGCAGUUUGAGGCCACUCGGGCCAAGAUGCUGCCAAUUCCUCAUGACAGCGUAGAGUACAUCGAAUGGCCCGAGGAAAGAAAUCCUUAUGAGGUCGCGAUCUCAGCGUUGACAAUAGAAGACAAAGUAUACUUGGAUGAAUCCGCUCGUUUGUUCAUCUUUAACGGCUUCCAGAAAGCAUUGUCGAAUAUCAGUGUAGCUCCUUCGGCUCCUGAAAUACAGGAACUCCGUCAACGGAAGUCGGAUGCUGAGAUAGAGCUGCUGAAAUGUGCGAACGAGGCCACGCUCCUUGCUAUAAGGGCAGUACAUAAGAAGAUGACCAUUGGUAUGAAGGAGUCGGAGGCUAGGAGGAUGAUGUCUAUGGCUCUCAAAGUGGCUGGUUUAGACAACGGAGGUUGUUUAACCCUUUUCGGAGAGAACGCUGCUCUUCCUCAUGGAAGCGGUUCGGAUCGAGUCUUGGGCCAGUCCGAUUUUGCUCUCUUUGAUUGUGGAGGAAGCCUGCAUGGUUAUGUUAGCGAUGUCACUCGCACUGUGGCUCUUCCCAAAACGAAAGUUCCCUCAGAGCAUCAAGCAAUAUGGAGUGACGUUCUCUCUGCUCAAACGGUUGCUGCUCGCGUUGCCAAAGCGGGUGCUAUUGCUCAAGACAUUGAUGCGUCCGCAAGGUCUUUUCUCAAUCUUACAGGUCGUGGCGCCUACUUUACACAUAGAUUGGGACACGGAAUUGGAUUGGAAGGCCACGAGGAACCCUAUAUUCGUGGCGGUAGCUUAGAUGUUAUUAAGAUUGGUCACACUUUUUCCAACGAACCAGGCAUUUAUAUUGAGGGCAAAGUGGGCGUCCGAUUGGAAGAUUGCUUCUAUAUUAAUAGUGAUGGCCAAUCGAUCUUCUUGACUGAAGGCAUUGGGGGGCAAGCUUUAUCACCAUGGGAUCCUUAA
Molecule: messenger RNA, 1467 nt
Organism: Lentinula edodes (shiitake mushroom)
Lineage: Eukaryota; Fungi; Basidiomycota; Agaricomycetes; Agaricales; Omphalotaceae
Product: peptidase M24
Exons: 7
Coding region: 1-1467 (488 amino acids)
Source: RefSeq, a predicted model, not a curated record